AUGAAUACUCCCAGAAUGAUCAUAUUCUACCUUUUCCUGCUUGCUUCCUUCGGCACCCGCAACGUGAACGGAGCAACCUACACAGUUGGAGACAGUUAUGGAUGGACGCUCUUCAUCAAUUCCAGUAACUGGGCUCAAGGAAAAGAAUUCCACGUUGGCGACAUCCUUGUGUUCAACUAUGAAAAAGGCUUUCACAACGUAAUGCAGGUGAACACAACUGCAUAUGAACAUUGCAUAAAGGACCCAAACAUGGGGCUGUUCACUAGUGGCGGCGACUCAUUACCACUUGCAGAGGUCGGUCAAAUGUCAUAUAUAUGUGGUGUGGAUGAUCACUGUGAAAAUGGACAGAAGCUCAGCAUCAAUGUGGUUCCCUGAAUAAAGUGGAUUGUGUCCAUCUUACUAUUUAGAUGUUCAGAAUAAAGAAAAUGCUAUCUGUUCUCGCUUUUAAUAAAUUACAUAAGGCAUUA
This is a messenger RNA of Malania oleifera, 467 nucleotides long. RefSeq names its product mavicyanin. The transcript is spliced from 2 exons. Gene Ontology annotation, cellular component: plasma membrane. Gene Ontology annotation, molecular function: electron transfer activity. The record is from RefSeq and is a predicted model, not a curated record. Bases 1 to 375 code for a protein of 124 amino acids. NCBI's taxonomy places the organism in Eukaryota, Viridiplantae, Streptophyta, Magnoliopsida, Santalales, Ximeniaceae.